GGGGUGAGGGGAGGAGGGGACGCGCGGGGCGGGGCCCGGCGCUAACGUCAGGGCCGAGGGCGUGGCCGGAGGGGGUUGUCCUCCCGCGGCACGCGCAGCAGCCGCAGCCGCCUCGCGCCGGGUUCCUCCUUUGCAGCACGAGCCUCAGCGGCAGCAGCAGCAACACCACCACCACCACCAUCACCACCAGCAGCAGCAGCAGCAGCAGCGGCAUCGCCAGCUCCAGCAGUAGCAGCAGGAGUCGGAGCCGGAGCAGCCUCUGCCGCCGCCGCCGUCCCGCGGACGUGAUUGGUCGGCCCGUCGCCGCCACUGUCCGGGCUCGAACCGCCGCCGCCACCUUCGCCGCGCGCCCUCCCACCCGCCACCCCAGCCCCGUAGGAGCCGGUCCGAGCCGUCCGCCCCGGGAAGAUGGUGGACCGCGAGCAACUGGUGCAGAAAGCCCGGCUGGCCGAGCAGGCGGAGCGCUACGACGACAUGGCCGCGGCCAUGAAGAACGUGACAGAACUGAACGACCCGCUCUCUAACGAAGAGAGAAACCUCCUCUCGGUGGCCUACAAGAACGUGGUGGGAGCCCGGCGCUCUUCCUGGCGGGUCAUCAGCAGCAUCGAGCAGAAGACCUCGGCCGACGGCAACGAGAAGAAGAUCGAGAUGGUGCGCGCCUACCGCGAGAAGAUCGAGAAGGAGCUGGAGGCCGUGUGCCAGGACGUGCUGAGCCUGCUGGACAACUACCUGAUCAAGAACUGCAGCGAGACGCAGUACGAGAGCAAAGUGUUCUACCUGAAGAUGAAGGGCGACUACUACCGCUACCUGGCCGAGGUGGCCACCGGGGAGAAGAGGGCCACCGUGGUGGAGUCCUCCGAGAAGGCCUACAGCGAGGCCCACGAGAUCAGCAAGGAGCACAUGCAGCCCACCCACCCCAUCCGGCUGGGCCUGGCGCUCAACUACUCCGUGUUCUACUACGAGAUCCAGAACGCUCCGGAGCAGGCCUGCCACCUGGCCAAGACCGCCUUUGACGACGCCAUCGCCGAGCUGGACACCCUCAACGAGGACUCCUACAAGGACUCAACCCUCAUCAUGCAGCUCCUGCGGGACAACCUAACGCUCUGGACCAGUGAUCAGCAAGACGACGACGGCGGAGAAGGCAACAAUUAGGACCCCGGGUGGACUGGCAGCCGCACGCCGAUGCUACUACUGCAGUCUUUAUUUUUUUCCCACAAGUUGGGGGGGUCGGGUGGGGGAGGGAAGGGAGGGGGUGACCUUCCCGGGGAGGAACCCACGGCCUAUCUUUGAUUGCCUCUUUGACAUUUUUGCCAAAAUACCACUAGUGGAAGGUCGGGCUGGCUGUGCUGGUUUGGAGGGACAGCCUCCCACCGGCAUCUGGACUGUUCUGUAGAUUCAUAAGGGUGGAGCUGUCUUUGAGUUAACUUAUCGCUAGGCAUAGGGUUCAGACGGAAACACCGAGAAUGGCUUGGCCCUCAUCCGAAUGAGUUCUGUGGUUCCAGUAAGGGUUCUGUUUUCUGUUGUUAUCGUUGCCGUGGUCUUUCUUUUCUCGUUCAUGUGCUCAUGUCUCGAGUCGUGGGUGCUGUGUAGAGUCCCCGUGUCUAGUGGCGUAUCCUCCGGUGCACGCUGCCCGCCCCGCCAUCGCCCCUCCCCGUGUGGCGGCUCCGGGCCUUGAGACCAGGCCGCGCUCCCUCUUCCCAGACGCCCAUCAGCUUUGCAGUAUUAACACUAAGUUACAGUUUACAGUAUUUCUACAUGACAGCCAUACGUGACAUCAAGCCAUGAUCGAUCGUGUCUCCCUUUGCUUUGCUGUUUGCCCGUUUUCCCUUCCUGGGCCCGCUCUGGGCCGAGCCGUUCCACCUCCCGGGCCACAGGGCUCCCCUGAGGAGGGUCAAAGCUGCUCUGGACCGGGGCUCCGAGUUCAAACGACAGGUGCUUGGCAAGUGGCUGUGGAAUUGUCCUCUUUUUUUCUCUUCUUUUCAGCGAUUUCCUCCACCAAAAAUAGUUAAACACUUUCAUAGAAGUAGAUUUGGGGAAAGGGAUUAGACACCACCAAAAACAAACAAAAAAACAGAAAAUUCAGGUCUGUAUGUCAUGUGCCGUGUUGGCGUUUUCAGAGAACCUCCUCGUUCCGAGCCGAUGCCACAGCUUCUUCCUCAGGGAUCACACUGCCAGUCCCCUUCCACCUGGCUCUCUCCCACUGUACGUGGGCCCACGCAUGGCAUGUGGUCACCUGCUGGAUUACGGAAGGAAGCUCGGUGACCGCUCUGAGGAGGCUGGGGGUUCGGAGGUAACUGGGGGAAACUUCAGGUGCUAGCAGCUCAUUUGGCAGAGAAAUCCACACCGGAAGAGCCGAGUGUAGGGAGCCCUGUGGAUGUCCACUCUUUUCUUUGCUCCCCCUAGAAAAAAGAGAAACAUCGCCACCCCCCACUUCUUCAGUCAGCGAGAAAACGGACCCAGAUCACGAGCAGAUCGUGCUGCUUUAUUUUGACUAAAGGCUUUUUUUCAGACUUCUAAAUUAAAGUGUGGGAAAUUGGAGGCUGACUGCCAUUCCCUUCUAAUUUACGUAUCGGUAGGUUAUAAUAAGCAUUGAUUAAGCGCUCACUGUAUGCCAGGCACAAUGCUGAGUGCUGGGGAUAGCGCUUGACUUGAUUGAAGAAGUGGGGCUCCUGCCAUCCACCAAUUGGUUUCCAGUAAGCCUUCGGGCCCUUCUCCAUUUGGAGAAGCCAAUCAACAAACAUUAUAUAUUAGUGUUGCUUCUAUGUUACAUUCAGUUAGUUUUUUUUUAAACUGCCAUAGUGUGUCUACAGUCUUUUUGGUCACAGACAUUUUGGCUUUUGUCCCCUCAUUUAAACAAAAAUCAGUAAUUAAGGGAAUGAAAAAAAUACCUGACAAUUAGUUCUGCUAAAUUUUUAUGCCAAAAUUGGCUUUAUAAUUAUGAACACUGGAUCCAAAUGCCAGUGAAGUUGGAAGAAGUCAUUCUUCUAACGUGGAAUCGGUGUAUUCUGUCUGUAACAUCACAGUCUCCCCCAAAGUGACUUCCUUUAGAAGUCUUUCUCCAUGAACUAGGGGGAAAGUCCUAAUUAAAUGAACCCUUCCGAAACGACAAACAGGAAAGCUGGGAUCCAACUUACGCUGCCAGUUGCAACUUUUUGAGUAGAUGCCAUGGAGUGGACAAGAUUGGAUUGGGGGGAAAUGGGGUGUGGCUCUUUUUUCCUUUAAAGUAAUUUAAAUUCAUGUUCAGACGUGAGCAGUGUUGUCCCUACCUGUAUAAUUUGGAAGUAAUUUACUGGAAUUACAAAACCUUUUUUUUUUUUAACUUCAGCUUUGGCUCUGGCUGCUUUUAGAAAACCCAUUCAGGCCAUGAUCACACAGAGGCUGAAACGAAUGGGGGCGGGGAUUUGAUUUUUAAGCAGCUUCCAUGGUCUUUCCUCUUUUUUUUUCUUUUUCCUUUUUUUUUAAAGAAAUGCACUUGCCUAUGAUACUGUUUCUCCAGUGAAAUGAUGACUGCUCCAUUACUCUCGAUACCAUAUUGUGCAUGCUAGUGUUGUAUUUCUAUACAGUAGCUUGAAAUUUAUUAACUUAUACUGUAGAUGUUAUGUAUUCCUAUGACAAAAAAAAAUUAAGUCUUCAAAAAAUUUUUAAAGUUUUUUAAUUUAUUUUUUUCUGUUGGGGGUAAAGUUCGCGCUACCAAAUAGUGAUCGUAACAAAUUGAUCUGUUAUGGAUGUUGCUAUAGUGACAUGCAAUUAUAUCUUAUUUUGUUUCUAAAAAGGAAAACAAAGCAAAAGAAACACCAGGAUUAGAUUAAUCUUAAUGUCUGGUGUUUGUUGUCACCGUGAAAUUAUAACUCUCACAGUGUAGGAGAACAAUGAAUAUGUUCUUGGAAUGAGCCUUUGUGCUUUUUGUCAUGUUAUGCAGUGAACUAUUUUUAAGGUCUAAUCAGUGAUUAUUUUUCAACUCCGUGUUUCUGUAAGGGAUUAUUUCACACACGGACCAUUCUUAGCAGUUUUCCUCAGUGAUGGAAUAUCAUGAAUGUGAGUCAUUAUGUAGCCGUCGUACAUUGAGCAAAUAAACUUACAGACCCUGA
Monodelphis domestica (gray short-tailed opossum) is the source of this 4088-nucleotide messenger RNA. RefSeq names its product tyrosine 3-monooxygenase/tryptophan 5-monooxygenase activation protein gamma (gene YWHAG). Lineage: Eukaryota; Metazoa; Chordata; Mammalia; Didelphimorphia; Didelphidae. The record is from RefSeq and is a predicted model, not a curated record.